UGUACGGAAGUAGCACAUUUCCAUCAUCCCCACCAUGGAUGUAACAGGUGAAUAAGCAUGGGAAAUUCAUCGUAGAUAUGGUUUAAUAACACGUUUUUGUUAUUUUGAACUGUUACACUGUGAAAGUUUGACAAUCAAGUACGCAGGAUCGUGAUUUUUGUACGUUAAUACAAUGGAAAAACGCUCAACCGGUGCUAAAAACGUAACACCGGUCAGUAAAGACUUUGAUGGAGAAACCGGUGAAGCUAAUCCUCAUAUUUCCCAUGCCGAUUCCACUGCUAAUGGCACCGCCAGAGCCAGAUGGACCCUCCUGCGACAGGUACUGCGUCAAAAACAGGUCGACUGUCCUGAGGUGAAGCAGGUGUCUGUGCGCAGAUUCUCCAGUUUUGAUCUUUUUAGCAAAAAGAGACUUGUAAUUCAUGGUCCAAGUAAUACCUCAGAUGACCAAUGGGUGGAGUACCGUAGUGUCUCUCUUCCGAAGUACAGUGCCUUACUUAGAGUUCAUUUGGGGCCGCUCAAAGUCAAUGAAGUUCUCAACAGUUUUGAUAACACCGGUAAUGUUUGUGUGUGGCCGUCUGAAGAGGUGAUGGCUCACUACUGUCUGCAGAAACGCAUGUUGUUCAAGGGCGCCGUGUGCGAGCUGGGAGGAGGCAUGACUUGUCUGGCUGGCCUCAUGGUUGCCAUUUGUGCUGACGUGAGGGAAGUUCUGCUAUCUGAUGGGAAUGAGAAGUCUAUUCACAAUGUGCGGGAGCUGGUGGAGAGAAAUCAGCAAGCUGGAGUCUUCAGCUCAACAAGUGUGUCAGCCCGGGUCCUGAGAUGGGACUGUGAUUCAGACAUCUCACCACUGGAAGGUCACUUUGAUGUGGUCAUGUGCGCCGACUGUUUGUUCCUGGACCAGUACAGAGCCAGCCUGGUUGAUGCCAUACGGAGAUUACUACAACCCAAAGGCACAGCGUUGGUCUUUGCUCCGCGCAGAGGUCAGACCCUUGCUCUUUUCUGUGAUCUGGCUCAGCAGGCUGGACUGUUCAUCUCUCAACACCAGCAGUACGACCAUCACGUCUGGGACACGCACUCAAAGGUGUGGUGCUCGAUUCCUGGACAUGUAGAGGUUGUAUGUUCUCCUUAUGUCUGCAUUACCCUGCGUUGUUGUGCAAAAGAUGUUGAAAGAAGGAAAAGAAGCCUAUGAUGAGAACAUCCACUAUCCUCUGCUCCUCACCUUGACCAAAGGACCCCAAACUGUCAGCCUCUUCAAGUAAACACAAACAUUUCAAAGGCACUGAGGUAUUUCUCAUUUCAAAGACUUAUGAUACAGUAUGACCUUAGUAAACAAGACCAGCUGAUCAUAAAAACAACAAUGUGAGGGUGAAUAACACCCCACCUUGGACAAAAUAUCCUAAAAGUACCAAUUUUGUGAAAUCUGUUGUUAACUUUUCUGGUGGAGGGCCCAUCAAAUGCUUUUCUCCAUGGAGAUGUUAUUGCUUUGUCUGGAAUGUUUCACAGUAUGUUAUUAAAUCUUCAUAAAGGCCAACCCAGACCAAGUUACAGAUAAAAUCUGUGGAGAGGCAACUCCGCUCAGUCAGAAUACCUGUUAUUCUAGGUAUAAAACCACUUGCUAUUAAAUACAUGUAAGGUAAAGCUGUUUAAUGUUAAUCAUUAAUCAGCAAGCAGGUGAUGGACCCCUGACCAAAAAAUUUAUAGUGCACCUUUAACCUCGAGAGACAGAGUUCUGUCCAAGGUCUAUUUCAUUUUUCGACAUAAAAACUGACUACCAGAAGUUUUAUAGAGGCUUGUGUCUCUAGACCUAUUCUACAUGGGGUCUAUGAUAAUAAUCAUCUGGCUACAUUUGACAUUUGAAGUAUUAUUUUUAUUCUUAGUAAAUGUUACCAAUUAAACUGUUACACCGAAGUGAUUCUUUGAAAUGAUUCUUUUAGCAGCUCAUAGCCAUACGCAAUUUUACCUAAUGCGUGAAACAACUAAUAAGGAGGCAAUCGCAUCCGCAAGUCCUGUGUAAUGUACAUUGUUGACUGAAUAUUCUUGUAUACUGUGUAAAAUUUACAUUACAGAAUUCACACAAUCUACUUGGAGCAUCCACUUUAGCUACCACUGUUUUAGCCUUUUCUCUAUUUCACAGCAUCUGUCUUCAUAUAAACUCAGGUGUUUCACAGCGAUGGGGGCUCUUUUAGGGCUUUUAGUGAUACUGAAGCAGACUUUAUGGUGGCUUCAUUUUUCACUGUGACUUUUGCUGUUUUACCAGCCAAAGCGCUAUGCAGUCUAUACCUAACGUUGACAUUUAGCCUAUUGAAAUAAAGACUGAUGUGCUGUGUGCAGGUUUGUCUAGCUGUUGCUUUGAUUGCUGUAAAGAUAAAAUGCAAAAAUGCUACUUUUUUGUUUAUUAUUAUAUUUAAAUUUACGCACACUUUUAUAUCGAUCUGGAUUCAGUGAAUCCAGAUCUGACUGUGCUGUGUGCCGUGGUCACUGAGCACCGCUGUUUACUGUGAGGUCCAUCUUGGAUUUGGCAUCUGUGUUUUUGACUAAACACUAUUUUCUGUGAUAUCCUAUUAUUUAUCUGUAUGUUGUCACUACACAACUAGUGCUGCAUGUCUCACUGUGACUUUAUCAUGCUGUUACAAUUACACAUAUUUGUGAUUUUGGUCAGAAACUACAUUUUCAUAAACAAGGAACUUUUACUUUGCAAAUACGUAUAAAAAUUAUUACGAGGUUUUAAUGAAACUUUUUUUUUUAAAUAGAUUGGGGGGUAUUCCAUAAAAAGGACAAAGAAAUACAAAGAUUUAGACAUAUUUGAAGUUUAUUUUAAUUUACAGCAGUUUUUGGAUAAUGGAAAGAAAAUGGACUGGAGUGAUUCUUGUAUUUUGAGGAGAAUGAGCGUUCCAGUGCUAUCCACAUUUUAUUUUAAAGUUAUAGUUAAUUAUGCAAUAUUGACUUUUCAGAGCUUUUAACCAUGUUAUAGUUGUUUCCCCUCACCAUUAACCCAAACAAAGUUGUAUGUCUGGGCAAUCUUUAAUAACUUAUUUUCAAGACACCAUUUUGCCGAUCAACCUGUUUCUCCGCCACUCCAAUUUUAUUUUCUUUAUUGAUGAUUCGACAGCGUUGCAUAGUCAACUUGGUACAAAUUUUUAAAAACCCGCUGCUUGAUAGCAUGAUCUGCAGUUAUUCAUUGCAACUUCAGAAGUCCGCAGACUUGUUUCUUUAAGUAAACUGUUUUAGAUGAAUAUUGAGAUUUAAAAUGGGCAAGUUAAAACAUAAUGGUCCACAGGUGUCGUAGAUCAUAACUCUAUAGCAGACACAAGCUUUAAUUAAGGCUGUAACGUAACUGUAAAGCAUGUUAUUGUAUAAGAGGCCCAUAAUUCAUAUUUUGACCAGCGAUGACAGGAGAUACUACUUAUUAUUGGAGUUUAGGUUAUUUUAGCCUGGAUAAAGUGAGGCUAACUUUAGCUUUAAUUUCUGGUGGUGAGCUGUGAUUUUUUUUAGCUACUUUCAUGGAAUACCUCAACACCCCACAGAUUUUAACUUAUUUUUUGUUGAUGUGCUCUACAAAUAAAGCUGAUUUGCAAACUUUUCAAUUGAAACAUUGAGAUAAUACAUGGUUUGUAAAAAAAAAACCAAAAAAAACUUUGCAAAUAUGUUUACAAUGUUUCUUAAAUUUUCCAGUAUCUAUGAGGCUUAUUGACAUAACACUUUGUUCACUGUGUUUAAUCAUUAUUACAUUUGAGCGUGUGGUUUUGUGAAUGCCCUGA
Messenger RNA from Boleophthalmus pectinirostris (great blue-spotted mudskipper), 3755 nucleotides. RefSeq names its product calmodulin-lysine N-methyltransferase (gene camkmt). Lineage: Eukaryota; Metazoa; Chordata; Actinopteri; Gobiiformes; Gobiidae. Gene Ontology annotation, molecular function: calmodulin-lysine N-methyltransferase activity. The transcript has 12 exons. Bases 173 to 1186 code for a protein of 337 amino acids. Gene Ontology annotation, cellular component: cytoplasm. The record is from RefSeq and is a predicted model, not a curated record.